Pieris napi is the source of this 2090-nucleotide messenger RNA. RefSeq names its product serine/threonine-protein phosphatase Pgam5, mitochondrial (gene Pgam5). Gene Ontology annotation, biological process: positive regulation of mitochondrial fission. The transcript has 5 exons. NCBI's taxonomy places the organism in Eukaryota, Metazoa, Arthropoda, Insecta, Lepidoptera, Pieridae. The record is from RefSeq and is a predicted model, not a curated record. Gene Ontology annotation, cellular component: mitochondrion. The coding region runs from base 141 to 989 and encodes 282 amino acids.
UAUAUAUUAUAGUAUAUUAUAUAUCUGUGAUUAUAAACGGAUUGCGGUCACCUAGAUUCUGAAAAGUUAAUUUCUUACGAAAAUAUCAUUAAAGGAUCAGUUUAAUGAGGUCAACAUAACAAUUAGAAAUCGUUGUUACUAUGGCUACUUUUUCCAGAUUUCAUAAAAUUGCACUCAUAAGUUUAGGAGCAGUGGGAGGAGGUUUUGCUUAUUAUCAAUUAGGAAGUAAUGAAAAGAAAUUCGGUGUUCAGAACUCGUGGACAACGAACUUUACGCCUAGUGUUAAAUGGGAAAAGAAUUGGGACCAUCGAGAACCCGAGUCUAUAGUGAAACCGGCAAAAAAUGGGAAGGGCGAGGACGACAAUAGAUACAAUGAGCAAAUCGAGAAGGCUAAGAGUAAAGCUGUGAGGCAUUUGUUUUUAAUUCGCCAUGGACAAUACCAUGUUGAUGGUAAUACUGAUAAAGAGAGAAUUUUAACAGAAUUAGGUAGGCAACAAGCAGAGCUAACUGGAAAGCGCCUUGCAGAGCUUGAUAUAAAAUGGGAUCUACUUGUUAGAUCUACUAUGACUCGAGCACAGGAGACUGCAAAAAUUAUUGGAAAACAUUUACCUAGUGAUAUUGAAAUCAAAGAUUGUCAAUUGUUAGAGGAAGGUGCUCCUAUUCCGCCUGAGCCCCCAGUAGGACAUUGGCGACCGGAACCAAAACAGUUCUUCCAGGAUAGCGCUCGGAUUGAAGCUGCCUUCAGAAAAUACUUUCAUCGGGCAUCUCCAGAACAAACACAGGAUACAUACACCCUGCUAGUAUGCCAUGCAAAUGUAAUACGGUUCUUUGUUUGCAAGGCAUUGCAAUUCCCACCUGAAGGCUGGCUUAGAAUUUCGCUAAGCCAUGCAUCGAUAACGUGGGUCUCCAUACUUCCGAAUGGCAAUGUGGUGCUAAGAUCGCUCAGUGAUACGGGACAUAUGGAGCCUAAAUACAUCACCAGUCGGUAAAUAAGGUGCUAUAUAGGUUUUGAUUUUAAAAGUGUUAUAGCAAUUGUAAGAGUAAGUAAAUGUUCAUCUGAAAAUUCUUAAUUUGUAAUAAGAAAUGAAUGACAAGCCCUUGUCGCCGCAAUGAAGUUCUUAGGGCACAAUCAGAGUGUUUAAUGGAUGAGGAAUUAUCACUCAAAAUGUAAUGCUAUUUUGAUUAUAAUUUUAGUGCUGUUUGGUAAAAUAAUGGCAAUAUUAGAUUUGGAAGCAAUAAGACAUUCGCCAUUUUUAGUCUUUUUUUGAUUUCUAUGUUUAAUACAUUUCGAUUUUAUUUAAAAACCGCUCUUAAUUUUUUUUAUCUGAUCAAUUUAUAAUAAGGUUGUGAGUAGUCAUUUCUCGUGUACUUCAACAGGAAUUGUAUACAUCUAAGAGAUUUCUGAUAAACGAAGGUUAUUCAAGUAUCAAGAUUGGAUUUUUUUAAUGUCCAAAACGAAAACUUAAAUGAAGUGAAUCUGUUGGUAUAGACUAUGGGUGUGAAAAUUUAAAUAUGUACUGGUAUUACUUGUACCAUUUUCCUGUGUUUGAAACGCUUCAUACUGAAUUUGUAAAGUUGUCUUGUUAGCUCCGAGAAUUGUCAAAAUUUCGGAAAUGCUAAGUUAUCAGAUAUCCAUAGCUUGUUUAUGACAGUGGUUUGUAACUAAUAAGGACAUUUAUAUACUUAUAUAGUCAUGUAAUUUUCGCCAUGCAUUGUAUCUCGCGAUCGUGUUUAUUAAUACAAUAUUAGCCAUGAUCGAAAAUUUUGUCACAGUACUGUGUACUGAUAAUUAACGUCUACAUAUUAAUAUGCGAGUAAUAUACAGUCAAAUAGAAAUAAACUAUUAAAUCAAGAGAAGAAGAGACACUAGGCUCGUGUAUAACAAAUGUUCAAUUAUGCCUAACGUUAGCAAUUGGUUUGAAUAAUCACUGCCACCAUAUGUUACUUAGUAACAACUACUACUUAUUACUGUAAUAAAAGCUAUGUAUAUACAUUAUAUACCCAAAAUACCUCAAACUACUUAAAAGUGUACCAAUAUUUUUAUUUAUAAGUGUAAAAUAUAUGGUUUGAUAUUAAACUGGUUUAUGUGA